Messenger RNA from Lingula anatina, 1992 nucleotides. Its product is annotated as chloride channel CLIC-like protein 1. The record is from RefSeq and is a predicted model, not a curated record. Lineage: Eukaryota; Metazoa; Brachiopoda; Lingulata; Lingulida; Lingulidae. Gene Ontology annotation, cellular component: endoplasmic reticulum; membrane. Gene Ontology annotation, molecular function: chloride channel activity.
CAUGCGCCGAGAGGCAACUUCCGGUGUUAUGGCUAAAAGAAAUAUACGCGGCAUACGGAUAAGUUUGAAUGCUCUGAACACGUAGGGCAGGUUGUGAUGUGACCAAUUGAGAAGACAGAUAACAUAUUGACCAUUCUGCCACUGGGUACAUGUAGCUUAACAAAUGUUAGAACAGAGCUGCUUCAUGUAUCAGACUGCAGUCCUGCAGUGUGUUAUUGCCAUGCUGCUAGUAAGCAGUGUGCUGUCACAAGAUCAGAAAGACUGGAUUGACCCUCAUGACAUGGAGAAAUUUGACAGCAGGAAGGUUGAACGGCAGUUUAGCAAGGAGGAGAGAGGUGAAGUGAAAGCACAACAGGUGCCCUGCCCUAAGAUCAUCAAUGAGUGUGAAAAUAAAUUGGUGAUCUGCAAAGAAGAAAAUGACAAAUUACAACUGGAAAGCCAGUCUUGUGUUAUCCAACCAGUGGAGAUGCCUUAUUUCAGACAGUUUGUGCAAGUCUUGAUCAACUAUAUGGAUCUCAAAAAAUUUCUGCCAGAUGAUGAGACGCUCCACUACCAGAUGCAUGUAAAGCUGACAGCAGCCCAGUUGAAACUUCUCAAGGCCUACGUCUUAAAGUCUGGAACUGUUCAAGAUGCCAGUUCUGUACUAGGGGAGAUGAUUCAAGAUGUGAAAAUAGUGUCACACACUGAAGAACCAUGGGUCACUAGGGAGGAGGUGACUGCAUAUUUAGUGAUGGCAUUACAGGUGGUGUCUAUUGUAUUUCUUGCUGUUGGUAGUCUGAAGGUUUUCUAUACUCUCAGUGUGUCAGGGAUGAGGCUUAUGAUUCUUCUCAGCAUAUUCAUUAGUGUUCCCUGGAACUGGGUACAUUUAUACAAGGUUGCUGUGGCCAAAAGAAUGAGCGAAGCAAUGAAAGACAUUCCGGAAGCAUGUCGCCCAAGAGACCUCACCUGGCAGCACAACUUAUUUGAAUGGCUUAAAUCUUCUUUUACCUUUCAAGAUGAUGAAUGUGCUCUUUACCAUGAAAAUCUCUUAGUUGACCCACUGUGGGAGGUAACCCCCACUAAGGCUGUGGCUGUGACACUAACCAAGUUCUUCCUAGAACCAGUAGAGUAUAUAGCACAGGCUAUAAGCAAAUUUUUCCGUGGACUCCUACAUGAUUUGCCUGCUCAACUGUGGCCAGUGGUGCUGGGAAUAGUGGUACUGUUUCUCUUGGUGUUUAUGGUGCUGACUUUGAUCAUGAAGAACGGGUACAGGCUAGGAUUUCCAUUUGGACUCUUGAGACUGGAACCUACUGGGAUACCUGAUAGUGCUGCUGCACAGGCAUUAUGGAGGGAGCAGAAGCAAAUGAUAGAAGAUUUACAAUCUGCCUUGCAAAAACUACAACCAGCCAAUAUUAGAGCCAUAACAGUGAACAAAGAAACCAAAGAGAAAAUGGCUAUUGCUGCUUAUGAUCAAAAUACAACCAAAAAUACGACCAAAGAUAGUAUUGUCAGUCAGGAAGAGAAUCUAGAAAGUGAAUCUAGUUCUCCAGUGGAAACUGUUGGAAACAUAAAAGAGGCAGAUUCUUGACAGAAUGCAUAAUAAAAAUCUAAAAAAUUUGUCUUUGAUUUCAUGUCCAAUACUUGACAGAUUUGCAGGACAAACACAUCAUGCUCAAGAAAUAGUUUUGUAGGAAAAUUGCUAAAGAAUCAAAGUACCAUUAAAACACAGCAGGUAUUUAUGCUUUGUAAUAACACACGUUAUUAUUUUUUUAACUGGAAUAAUUUAUAUGUAACAGACUGAGACAGAUACACUUCUUCAUGAUGACAUAAUUUUGCAAUAUGUCUAAGUAUUAUCUCAACAGCAUGCACUGGUGGUUACGUAAAUGUUGAAUCUAAGUUGAAGUGCAGACGUUUAUAAAAUCUUUUUCAACACUGAAAUUAGUAUGAGUUGAAAUACAAAAAACGAUUCUCAUCACAAGAAUCGGUGAAAGAAUGAUUAUUAUUAUUAUUAUU